Molecule: messenger RNA, 927 nt
Organism: Nanorana parkeri
Lineage: Eukaryota; Metazoa; Chordata; Amphibia; Anura; Dicroglossidae
Product: olfactory receptor 2A12-like
Exons: 1
Coding region: 1-927 (308 amino acids)
Biological process (GO): G protein-coupled receptor signaling pathway
Cellular component (GO): membrane
Molecular function (GO): G protein-coupled receptor activity; olfactory receptor activity
Source: RefSeq, a predicted model, not a curated record
AUGGACAACAAGAACCAGACGGUCUUCACGGAAAUCAUUUUGUUGGGGUUCACCGGAGACCGGACCAUCAACAUUCUGCUGUUUAUUUUAUUCUCCGUCAUCUACUCGGUGACUGUUUUUGGAAACGGCCUGAUCAUCGGCAUCAUCCUGCACAACCAUCACCUGCACACCCCCAUGUUCUACUUCCUGUGCCUGCUCUCCGUCUUCGACUUGAGCUACUCGUCCACGGCCGUGCCCCGCCUCUUGUCAGACCUCUUCUCUUCGCAGAGGGCCAUCUCGGCGCUGGCGUGCGUCCUCCAGAUCUACGUCAUCCUUCUCCUGGAGGGGUGUGAGUGUCUCCUCCUGGCCAUUAUGUCCUACGACCGCUACGUGGCCAUCUGCCGGCCUCUCAGGUACCACGUCCUCAUGCGUUGGAGUAUCUGCUACAAGCUGACCGCCGUGAUAUUCAUCUCCAGCUUCUUGAUGUGCAUUUUCCCCUCCAUCUUCAUGAGGAUCACCAUUUGCCACAACCGGAUCAACCACUUCAUGUGCGAGGUUCUCGCCGUCGUGAAGUUGGCCUGCGGUGAUAUUUCGGCCAAUGAGCUGGUCAUCUUCUCCAUCAGCUUCGUGACACUCCUCCUCCCCUUCCUCCUCAUUAUAAUAUCGUACGUCUGCAUUUUGUGGACUGUGCUGAAGAUCCGGUCUGCCGGGAGGUCUAAGGCCUUCUCCACUUGCUCCUCCCACCUAGCCGUGGUGGGACUGUACUUUGGGACCGUGAUGCUCAUGUACUUCGGCCCGUCAUCCCAGUACUCCACCGACCAGGAGAAGUACAGCUCCAUAUUUUACGUGAUUGUGUCCCCCAUGCUGAACCCCCUUAUCUACGGCCUCAACAACAAGGAGGUAAAGGACACAAUUAGGAAACUGCUGACAACACGGACUCCUGAUUAA